Molecule: messenger RNA, 852 nt
Organism: Aspergillus fischeri NRRL 181
Lineage: Eukaryota; Fungi; Ascomycota; Eurotiomycetes; Eurotiales; Aspergillaceae
Product: cell wall mannoprotein 1 family protein
Exons: 1
Coding region: 1-852 (283 amino acids)
Cellular component (GO): extracellular region
Source: RefSeq, a predicted model, not a curated record
AUGCGUUUCUCUGCCCUCCUCAUCACUCUCGGCCUCACCGGUGCCCUGGCCACGCCCACCCUGGUAUCUCGUCAGGCCCCUGCCGUCGGUGUCAUCUCCGACAUCUCGGCCCAGACCUCUGCUCUGGCCUCCGCCGUCUCCUCCUACAGCGGUGGUGACCCCUCCGCCGUCAAGUCCGCCUCCGAGAAGCUCGUCAGCACCAUCAACUCCGGUGUCGACACCGUCAAGAGCGGCCCUGCCCUCAGCACCGCCGAUGCUCUGGCUCUGACCUCUCCCGUCCAGGACCUGACCAAGCAGGUCGAGGGCGUCGUCAGCGACCUCAUCUCCAAGAAGGACCAGUUCGUCGCCGCCAACGCCGGUGGCACCGUCUACCAGGACCUCCAGGCCCAGUACACCGCCGCCGACAACCUGGCCAAGGCCAUCUCCGCCAAGGUCCCUGAGUCCCUCGCCGACAUCGCCGCUCAGCUCUCCGCUGGCAUUACCGCCGCCAUCCAGAAGGGUCUCGACGCCUACAAGGACGCCGCCAGCUCCACCGGCACUGCUUCCUCCUCUUCUGCCCCUGCCACUGAGACCGCGACCGCCACCGAGACCUCCACUGCGACCGGCACCGUCACCGAGACGGCCACUUCCACCCCCGUCAUCCCCACCGGUACCGCCUCCGGCAGCGCCUCCGCUACCCCCUCCACCAGCGCUACCCCCACCAAGGGCGGCUCCGGCUCCGGCUCCAGCACUGGCUCUGCCACUGCCUCCACCAGCACCAACCUCCUCGCCACUGGCGCCGCCAGCAAGGAGCACUUCAGCUACUCUCUCGGCGGUGCCGUCGUCGCUGCCGCCAUCGCCGUCGCUUUCUAA